AUGUGGAGUGCCACACUCCGACCUCCGGCCACGUGGCGGGCAACAGGUCGAGCGGCCUUAUCAACAUUUCGAGGACACGCAAACCCCCGAGGUCCACGAAACUCUCUACGAAGGCCGGAGCCUAUAUCAAGCAGAUCAUCAAAUCCCGAGCCUGCAUUGCCUGAACAGCCGCAGGCAGACCACUUGAAUCCAGAGACACCAGUACCUGGCAAUCCUAAUUCAAACUACGAUCCCGCUCAGAAUACCCUUUUAGCCCCCGUUCACAUACCAGAGGAUCCGAAUGGAGUUCUCAAAGGUAACCAUCCGGCGACGAAUAUAUUGGCAAAUUCAGGAUUGGUCGUCCAGAGGCAGUUGGAAAUGAUGAACGUGAUGAUCGGGUUCGAACAGGCGAACAGAUACGUGAUAAUGGAUGCGCAUGGGAACCAUGUGGGAUAUAUGGCAGAGCAAGAAAAAGGUAUGGCCAACAUGGUGGCUCGACAGUAUUUCAGGACGCAUCGGAGCUUUGUAACACAUGUGUUUGAUCGGCAUGAGGAUGAAGUGCUCCGAUUCCACCGACCCUUUUCCUGGAUCAAUUCCCGGAUUCGAGUGUACGAUCCUCUAGACAUCGCCAGCUCGGCAUAUUCAUCGUCGACCUCCCUUCAGGGAACUUCUCCGGCAUCUCUUACUCAAAUUUCAAGUGGUUCGAAUACUAGAGUUUCUUCCCUGGGAUUGGAUGACAUGCGCUUGAUUGGAGAGGCCCAGCAGCAGUGGGCUCCGCUACGGCGGAAGUACAACCUGUUUACCUAUCAUUCUUCCCCAGAGGCCGCGACGGAUAUGGGUAUUAAACAAUUACCUCUUUCACAAAUGGACUUGUCUAGAUCGCAGCAGUUGCAGCUAUCUAGAACUUCGCAGCGUGGAGAGGAUGUUGGGGAAUUCAACCAGUUUGCAUAUGUGGACGAGCCGUUUUUAUCAUGGGAUUUUACCCUCCGCUCAGCUGAGAACAGGCCUAUAGGAUCUGUGAACCGCAACUUCGCCGGGUUCGCUCGCGAAUUGUUCACGGAUACUGGUGUCUACGCACUACGGAUGGAUUCCGCUGUUGCUGAUCCCGGAGAAGUUCCGGCGGGCGCUGGCAACCAGAUCACUGGCAUGACUCUGGAUCAGCGUGCGGUGAUGCUGGCGACCGCAGUGAGCAUCGACUUUGACUACUUCAGCCGCCAUAGCGGAAGUGGUGGAAUAGGCUUCUUUCCCCUCUGGUUCCCUAUGAGCGGUGAAGCCGCAGCUGGCGGAGCUGCUGCUGGUGAAGCUGGCGCAGUGGGAGAAGCUGCUGCUGGCACUGUUGGUAGAGCCGGUGCUACCGGUGGAAUAGCUGAUGGGGCCGCUGCGGGAGCUGCUGGUGCGGGAGCAUUAGCUGGAUAUGAUGUGAUGCAGAGGGGGCUCUCUGGUGACGCCGCACAAGUUCCACCAUCGGAACAACAACAGCAGCAACAACAGCAACAAGCGGACCAGCAGUCGCCAGCGGAAAGUCCCCAGGAAGAUGUCUGGUCAGAAGAAAGAGGUGGUGAUCCUUGGGGUCAGGAUGCUGAUGAUCCAUGGGGUAUGGGUGACGAUGAGUCGGAUGGUUCCGACUUCUUCUGA
Molecule: messenger RNA, 1614 nt
Organism: Monascus purpureus
Lineage: Eukaryota; Fungi; Ascomycota; Eurotiomycetes; Eurotiales; Aspergillaceae
Source: the annotation of a GenBank genome assembly